AUGCCGUACGAAGUCGGGACUCGCUGCUGGUAUCCCAGCAAAGAUCAAGGAUGGAUCGGUGCUGAAGUUACUAAACAUACCUUGCAGGGAGAUUCCUAUAAUUUGGAAUUGACUUUGGAGGAUGGACAGAAAGUAGAGCUUUUAGUGUCUUCUUUAGAUGAAACCAAAGAGCCUAGUUUACCCCUACUUAGGAACCCUCCAAUCCUUGAGACUACGGAGGAUUUGACGUCAUUGUCAUAUUUGAAUGAACCGGCAGUUUUACAUGCUAUUAAGGCCAGAUAUGCCCAGUUGAAUAUCUAUACUUAUUCAGGGAUCGUGCUCAUUGCCACAAAUCCCUUUGAUCGUGUGGAUCAACUAUAUUCUCAGGAGAUGAUCCAGGCAUAUGCAGGGAAACUUAGAGGUGAAUUGGAACCACAUCUUUUUGCUAUCGCAGAGGAAGCGUAUAGGUUGAUGAAGACAACAGAUCAGAACCAAACAAUCAUCGUUUCUGGUGAAUCCGGUGCAGGUAAGACUGUUUCGGCUAAAUAUAUUAUGAGAUAUUUCGCUAGUGUGGAAGAAAAUAAUGAGGAAAACGCACAUCAUAAUUUGGAAAUGUCUGAAACUGAAAAGAAGAUAUUGGCCACUAAUCCAAUCAUGGAAGCAUUCGGUAAUGCUAAGACUAUUAGGAAUGACAACUCUUCCAGAUUCGGUAAAUAUUUGGAAAUUCUCUUCGAUGACGAUACUUCAAUCAUUGGUGCCAGAGUGAGAACAUAUUUGUUGGAACGUUCUAGGUUGGUUUUCCAACCGAAAACUGAAAGGAAUUACCACAUUUUCUAUCAAAUAUUAUCAGGUUUAUCCGACGAUGAAAAAUCUCAGUUGAAACUUACAGACAUACAAGACUACCAUUAUAUGAAUCAGGGCGGUGACUCUCAUAUCGAAGGUGUCGAUGACGCCUCUGAAUACGGUGAUACUGUGGAAGCAUUGAGUUUGGUUGGUAUCUCAAAGGAUACUCAAUUCCAGCUGUUUAAAAUCUUGGCGGCCCUUCUUCAUAUUGGUAACAUCGAAGUUAAAAAGGUCAGAAAUGAUGCUUCUUUGUCAUCUGAUGAACCAAACCUACAAAUAGCGGCAGAUUUGUUAGGUAUAGACGCUUUUGAUUUCGCUAAAUGGGUAACGAAGAAACAGAUCGUUACCAGGUCUGAAAAGAUCGUCUCAUCCCUACCUUACCACCAAGCCAUAGUUUCUCGUGAUUCUGUGGCGAAAUUCAUAUAUUCAGCAUUAUUCGAUUGGUUAGUGGACAACAUAAACACCGUGCUAUGUAACCCUGAAGUGGUAAGCGAGAUAUAUACUUUUAUCGGUGUCUUGGAUAUCUAUGGUUUUGAACAUUUCCAAAAGAAUUCUUUCGAACAGUUCUGUAUCAAUUACGCUAACGAAAAGUUGCAACAAGAGUUCAACCAACAUGUUUUCAAACUAGAACAAGAGGAGUACGUAAAGGAACAGAUUGAAUGGUCGUUUAUCGAGUUCAACGAUAAUCAACCGUGUAUUGACUUAAUUGAGAACAAAGUUGGUAUUUUAUCAUUAUUAGACGAAGAAUCAAGAUUACCUGCUGGUACGGAUGAAGGAUGGACGCAUAAACUAUAUGAAACUUUGAAUAAACCUCCAACUAAUGAAGUAUUCUCCAAACCAAGAUUCGGCCAAACUCAAUUUAUUGUUAGCCAUUAUGCAUUGGACGUCACUUAUGAUGUAGACGGAUUUAUCGAAAAGAAUAGAGAUACAGUUUCUGAUGGACAUCUUGAAGUGUUAAAGGCUUCUAACAACGAAACUUUACUAUCUAUUUUGGAAACUGUUGACAAAAAUGCGGAAAAAUUGGCAGAGAAACAAGCCCAAAAGCAAGAAAGUCAAAAGAAACCCGGUCCAGCCUCAAGAAAAAUCGUAAGAAAACCAACUCUAGGAUCUAUGUUUAAACAAUCGUUGAUCGAUCUUAUGGAAACUAUCAACUCCACUAACGUUCACUACAUUCGUUGUAUCAAACCUAACGAAGACAAAGAAGCAUGGAAGUUUGACAAUCUUAUGGUUUUGUCACAGCUUAGAGCAUGUGGUGUCUUGGAAACAAUUAGAAUUUCUUGUGCAGGGUUCCCAUCGAGGUGGACAUACACAGAGUUUGCCCUCAGAUACCAUAUAUUAGUACCAUCAGAGCUUUGGUCAAAUAUUUUACUAUCGGAUCCAUCUGAAGAAGAUGUAAAGAACUUAUGUAAGGAGAUCCUGAAACGUACAAUGGAUGAUACUGCAAAGUAUCAGGCUGGUAAUACAAAAAUUUUCUUCAAAGCUGGUAUGCUAGCACAUUUGGAAAAGCUAAGAACCGAUAAGUUAUUCUCAUCCUCUGUCAUGAUCCAGAAAAAAAUUAAGGGUCUUCACUAUCGUAAAACAUAUCUACGGACUGUCGAUGCAAUCAAAAGGCUACAGGCAAACGUUAGUGGUAAGAUCAUAAGAUUAAGAACUGAGAACGAAUUCAAGAAUAAUGCAGCUCUAUUGAUUCAAAGUGCCUAUAGAGGUAUUUCUGUGAGGGAUAACGUUUCCAGUAUAAUCAUCAGCAUCAUUAGAAUUCAAUCCAUGGCUAGAAAGCAAAUUACCUGUAAAGAGUUAUUGGAAAGGCGCAGAGGCGAUGCCGCUGUUACGAUUCAAAAGAGCGUAAGAUCUUUCCAACCAAGAAAAAGUUUCCUACAUGAGAAGAAGGGCACCGUGGUCAUCCAAUCUUUCAUUAGAAAGCACUAUGCUCAAAGAAAGUUAAAACAACUAAAAUCGGAAGCCAAAUCCGUUAAUCACCUACAGGAAGUCAGUUAUAAACUUGAAAACAAGGUCAUUGAAUUGACGGAAUCUCUUGCUUCUAAGGUAAAGGAAAAUAAGGAACUUGUUUCACGUUUGGAAAACUUGCAAAAAUCUCUAAACGAAUCUGAAAACAUUAAAAGCUCUUUGGAGGAAGAAAAGGAAGGUCAUACCAAGGCAUUGGCCGACCAAAAGAGUAUACACGAAGAAGAAUACGGAAAGGUUAACGACCAAUUGAUUGCUGCAAAAGAAGAAAUCAUCUCUGCAAAGGCAGAAGUUGACGAACUUCUCAACAAGCAGAAGAACUUGAAAGAUGAAAUUGCAUCCACUUUGGAAGAAUUAACAUCCGCGAGAGAUGAGCUUCUAACAUCUCAAUCAGAAAACGCCGAUCUAAAAAAAGAAGUUUUUUCUUUAAAGGAGGAAGUUGCACGUUUACAGUCCUCUAUGCGCUCUGGUGUAUAUGUAGGAGGAGGCAUCAACGCUACUCCGGUAAAAAACAGGCGCUUCUCGGCAAAUAGUACUUUGAAUGAUGGCUCUUCUCCAAAACAAUUGAAUGUUGUUUCCAUAAACAAUAACUUCAAUACUGAAGAUGUUUCAGCGUUAAUGUCUCAAAUUAAUGAUGAGCUAUACAAAAUGUUCGAAGAUUCGAGAUCCCUCAAUACUGAAAUCAUCGAGGGACUCUUGAAGGGUGGCAAAGUUCCUCCAACUGGUGUCUCUGUGAACUUGACAAGAAAAGAAGUUUUGUAUCCAUCAAGGGUUCUUAUUAUUAUUCUAAGUGAUAUGUGGAGAUUGGGUUUAACCUCGCAAAGUGAAACUUUCUUAGCUGAAGUUUUAGAUGCCAUACAAAAGAUAAUCUCUAAUUUAAAGCCCGAUGUUAUGAUUGAACAUGGUGCUUUCUGGUAUACUAACGUCAGAGAACUACAUUCUUUUGUAGUAUAUGCAUAUGAGUCGAUAACUACCGAUGAAACGUACAAUAGUGGCAUGAAUGAAGAAGAAUACAAUCGUUAUGUCAACCUUGUUAAGGAACUAAAGGAUGAUUUCGAAGCUUUGAGCUUUAACGUCUACAAUCUAUGGAUGAAGAAGCUACGUAAAAACCUUGAAAAAAUUGCCGUUCCAGCAGUUGUUGUUUCACAGUCACUACCAGGGUUUGUUGUUCCUGAACCAUCUCAGUUCCUCCAGAAAUUCUUACAGAACAGCUCAACCUAUAAAAUGGAUGAUGUUUUAACAUUUUUCAACAAUAUUUAUUGGGCAAUGAAGUCGUACGAUAUUGAAAUGGAAGUCUUUGAAGACGUUAUCACGAACCUAUUAAAAUUACUGGAUGCUUUAUGCUUUAAUGAUUUGAUUCUAAGAAAGAAUUUCUUAUCGUGGAAACGUGGUUUGCAAUUAAAUUAUAAUGUCACAAGAAUCGAAGAAUGGUGUAAAAGCCACCACAUUUCUGAAGUAAGUGUAUGUCUUCAACAUAUUCUCCAAGCGGCAAAGUUACUACAGCUAAAAAAGCGUAUUGUUGCCGAUAUUGAUAUCAUCUGGGACAUCUGUAACUGCCUAAAACCUAUCCAAUUGAAGCAGCUUAUUACUCAAUAUUCUGUCGCAGACUAUGAGGAGCCAAUUGCUCCGGAAAUCUUGCAAUAUGUGGCUGAGAAAGUGAAGAAUGAUACAUCUAAAGCUGAAGUUGGGAACAAUGAUGUUUUCCUACCAGUUGAUAAUGGCCCAUUCGAGGACCCAUAUCAAAAGGUUGAAGUAAGAGCUUUCGGUAAGAUCGAAGCAUACAUUCCUGCAUGGUUGAACCUCCCAAUAACAAGAAGAAUCGUCGAGUUGGUUACUCAAUUUGUUGCUGUCCAAGAACAAGCAGAGUAA
Molecule: messenger RNA, 4653 nt
Organism: Kluyveromyces lactis
Lineage: Eukaryota; Fungi; Ascomycota; Saccharomycetes; Saccharomycetales; Saccharomycetaceae
Product: myosin family protein
Exons: 1
Coding region: 1-4653 (1550 amino acids)
Biological process (GO): vesicle transport along actin filament; actin filament organization
Cellular component (GO): vesicle; actin cytoskeleton; cytoplasm
Molecular function (GO): microfilament motor activity; ATP binding; actin filament binding
Source: RefSeq, a predicted model, not a curated record